UCCUCCAGCUCCGACGACACGAUGAACCCGCUCUUCUUCGUCUUCCUUGCGGCCGUGGCGCAGGCCAACCGUCUUCCAGGCGGCGCACCAUCAUCCGGCUACGGCGCCCCUCCUCCUCCUCCUCCCUCUAACGGCAACGGCUACUCCUACGGCGCCCCGGAUCUCCAGGCGGCCGCCUCUAGCUUCGACGUCGCUGCAGCCGAGGACCCCAUCGCCGCCCUGGCAGCCAACAUCCCCGGCGGAGGCGUCCCUGGCGAGGACUACCCCAUCCUGGCCUCCGUCCCCGACACCGGAUUCUCCUGCGAGGAACAGCAAUUCCCAGGCUACUACGCUGACACCGCCCCGGAGGCCGGCUGCCAAGUCUUCCACAUCUGCCAGUUCGACGGCCGCCAGGACGCCUUCCUGUGCCCCAACGGCACCCUCUUCAACCAGCAGUACUUCGUGUGCGACUGGUGGUUCAACGUGGACUGCGCCGCGUCCGCACAGUUCGUCGGCCUCAACGCCGACAUCGGGAAGGUCCCCGACAACGCGGCCGCCGCCUCCGACGCCUCCCUCGCCACCUCGUACGGCGCCCCUCAGGCUCAGGCCUCAGCCCAGGCCCCCGUGCAGGCUCCCAACCAGUUCUACGGCGCCCCUCAGACCCAAGCAUCUGCCCCAGCGCCCGUCCAAGCUCCCAACCAGUUCUACGGCGCCCCUCAGACCCAGGCAUCUGCCCCGGCGCCCGUCCAGACUCCCAACCAGUUCUACGGCGCCCCCAGCAGGAGCGGCUAAGGGCUCCCUCUAACGUCUCUUCAUAAGGCUCCUCGUGAUCGUCUUCUGAGCCUUCUCUUGCACCUCCGUCUCCGACUCGAAACGAAAUCUGUGUGCAGAAUCGAAAUCUAUUUAUAAGAUUAUUUUUAUAUUGUGAAUGCAUAAUACAACAUGAAUUCC
Penaeus vannamei (Pacific white shrimp) is the source of this 930-nucleotide messenger RNA. RefSeq names its product transcription elongation regulator 1. NCBI's taxonomy places the organism in Eukaryota, Metazoa, Arthropoda, Malacostraca, Decapoda, Penaeidae. Gene Ontology annotation, molecular function: chitin binding. The record is from RefSeq and is a predicted model, not a curated record. Gene Ontology annotation, cellular component: extracellular region.